Staurois parvus is the source of this 348-nucleotide messenger RNA. Lineage: Eukaryota; Metazoa; Chordata; Amphibia; Anura; Ranidae. The record is from the annotation of a GenBank genome assembly.
UACACUUGGCACAAUGCAGUCAGGCAACUACCGUUCUCCUGGAAAACCGCCAAACCCAGACACUUCCUUUGGAUUGCCAGACAGAGAAGUGUGAUUGGUCACUCCAGAGAACACGUCUCCGCUGCUCUAGAGUCCAGUGGCAGCGUGCUUUACAUUACUACAUCUGACGCUUUGCAUUGCACUUGGUGAUCAUGCACUAACCGUGGAAUAUUUAGUUGCAAGGAAAUGUCACAGACAGGACUUAUUGCACAGGUGGCAACCUAUCACGGUACCAUGCUUGAUUUCACUGAGCUCCUAGGAGUGACCCAUUCUUUCACAAAUGUUUGUAGAAGCAGUCUGCAUGCCUAG